Messenger RNA from Aaosphaeria arxii CBS 175.79, 1053 nucleotides. RefSeq lists its product as uncharacterized. NCBI's taxonomy places the organism in Eukaryota, Fungi, Ascomycota, Dothideomycetes, Pleosporales. The record is from RefSeq and is a predicted model, not a curated record. Bases 1 to 1053 code for a protein of 350 amino acids. The transcript has 2 exons.
AUGUCUGAUAGAGACAUUCGAGAAUUUUUUCAUCAGGCGUGUCCAACACGUCCUCUUAGAUCUUCUGGACACGAACGUGGGCAUGGCCGUGGACGGGGUCGUGGCCGCGGUCGCCGCAGGAUUUCACCAGCUGCCAUGCAACGCCGUAAUGAAUUGCGUGCCGUGGCGGCAGAGACCACCGCCGUACUGCCAGAUAUUCUGGCCGAUAUCAAAGGCCUGGAUCCUACAGCGACUUCGAUUCACCAUGCACGGUACCUAGGAACCCUCGAGGCGAAAGAUUGCCCAGGUUUCACACUUCCAGACGAUGACCUCCAAGCCGGAAUGAAGGGUACUCGCGUUCGGGUUUGCGACCAGGACACAUUCGAUGCAGCCCUUGAAUUACAGCCCGAUACCAAGGUUGCCUCCGUCAUCCCAAGAGCAGAUGAUGGCGACAUCGAAUUGAAGCCUGUGGCAGUUCUCAACCUAGCAUCGGAGCUACACCCAGGUGGAGGCUGGUUGAAUGGUGCUCUUGCCCAAGAAGAGGCUCUUUGCUACCGGUCAUCACUCUCACUUGCCUUAUCUCCAAGAUUCUACCCCAUCCCCUGCCUUUCUCUACUAUACACGCCACACUGCAUCCUCAUACGCACAGCAAUGGGUCCUGGAAGCGGCCAUCAACUGCUCUACCCUUCUACGACUGCCGAAUCUCUUCCAGUCACUUCAGUCAUCUCUGUAGCAGCACUGCGACGACCAGAAAUCACGGCUGCUGGCGGCUUUGCCAGUGUCGCAGAUGUAGACACUACCAAGGAAAAGAUUAGAAUCGUGUUGCGAAUCGCUGCCAUGAAACAACAUAGGAAAAUUGUGCUUGGUGCCAUGGGAUGUGGCGCGUUCAUGAACCCUCCCCAGGAAGUAGCCAAUUGCUUCGCAGAUGUACUGAGAGAGAAUGAGUUUAGGGGUGGCUGGUGGGAAGAUGUAAUCUUCGCUGUGCUAGAUAACGUCAAAGGCGACCAAGGGGGUAAAGAUGGCUCAGGGAACUUUGGCAUCUUCUACAGGACCCUGAAUGGAAUCAUUGCGUGA